Molecule: messenger RNA, 4101 nt
Organism: Cornus florida
Lineage: Eukaryota; Viridiplantae; Streptophyta; Magnoliopsida; Cornales; Cornaceae
Product: disease resistance protein RUN1-like
Exons: 6
Coding region: 273-3779 (1168 amino acids)
Biological process (GO): defense response; signal transduction
Molecular function (GO): protein binding; ADP binding
Source: RefSeq, a predicted model, not a curated record
UGUAUUAUUAUUUUUUUUUAAUUUUUAUUUUUUCUCUCACCGCCGGUAUUAAUGGUUCGUGUAAAAUGAAUGGUCUGUACGCCUUGCUUUGACCUUUAUUCUCCUCCACUCCACGCACUGACGCACGCAAUGAAGUAUCUCCAUCUCCUCCACUAAAGUCUUCUUCCUUUGUUCCAUUACUCAACUCCUCACUCCAUUACUUUUACUGUGCUAACAUUAUAGUACAUUGUUUUUUUUUUUUUUUGUUUUUUUGUUUUUUUUAUCCUUCAUGCAUGGAUGGUUCCUGCAGAUCCGAGACUAAUACUAGUAGUAAUACAGAUCCACAAGUACAAUUAUCUUCAUGGAGCUACCAUGUCUUCCUGAGCUUCAGAGGCCAAGACACCCGCAACAACUUCACGGAUAGCCUCUACCGGGCACUCGUCCAUGCCGGCAUCCACACCUUCCGGGAUGACAAAGAGCUCCGAAAAGGCCAGGACAUCGCUUCCGAUCUCCUCACAGCCAUCCAGCUCUCCAAGAUCUCCGUCGUCGUCUUCUCCAACAACUACGCUCACUCAAGGUGGUGCCUGGACGAGCUGGUGAAGAUCGUGGAGUGCAAGAGGUUUUUGGGGCAGAUUGUUCUGCCUGUUUUCUACGAUGUUGAUCCGUCACAGGUUCGGCAUCAGAGCGGAGCUUUUGCAGAAGCAUUUGCGCAACACCAACAACGGUUUGAUUGUAUAAGAGUAACAAAAUGGAGGGAUGCGCUUACUGAGGUUGCAAAUUUGUCUGGCUGGGACCUAAACGCUGUCACCAAUGGGCAUGAAUGGAAGUUCAUUCGGAAAAUAGUUGAAGAAAUCUCAAACAAACUAAAUCAUAGGUACUUGAGUGUUGCUAUCCACCCCGUCGGAAUAGAUUCUCGAGUACAACACCUGAAUGAUUUGCUAAGCAUUGGGACAGACACAGUUCGCAUAGUUGGGAUAUGUGGAAUGGGUGGAAUAGGUAAAACAACCAUUGCAAAAGCGCUCUACAACCAACAAUUUCACACAUUUGAAGGAAGUAGUUUUCUUACCAGCGUAAGGGAAAUUUCAGAGCGACCUAAUGGUUUGGUGUGUUUACAAGAGCAGCUUCUUUUCGAUAUCCUGAUGAAAAAAAAGCUGAAGAUCAGGAAUGUUGAUAGAGGAAUUAAUGUCAUCAAAGAUAGACUACAUAAUAGAAGGGUACUUGUAGUUCUUGAUGAUGUGGAUCAUUUAGACCAAUUGCGUGCUUUAGUUAGAGAACGUUAUUGGUUUGGUUCUGGAAGUAGAAUAAUUGUCACAACUAGAGAUGUUCAUUUGCUAAAAGUUAUCGGAGUUGACAGGAUAUAUAUGGCUAAGAAAUUAGGUCGUGUUGAAUCUCUUCAACUCUUUAGUUGGCAUGCCUUUGGGAAAGGCGAUCCUUGGAAAGAUUAUUUAGAGCUGUCAAAAGCUAUAACAGGCUACCUUGGAGGGCUCCCAUUAGCUCUUCAAGUUUUUGGCUCCUUUCUUUUUGACAAAAGAAGCAUGCCUGAAUGGGAAAGUGCAUUGGAGAAGUUGAAAAAGAUUCCUGAUAAUCAAAUUCAGGAAAAACUAAAAGUGAGUUUUGAUGCACUUGAAGAUGAUGAACAAAGGGAUAUAUUUCUUGAUAUUGCAUGCUUCUUUAUUGGAAUGGAUGAAGGAGACGUGAUACGGAUACUGGAUGGUUGUGGCUUCUCCUCAAAGAUUGCAAUUCGCAUUCUUGUGGAUAGGUGUCUCGUGACAAUCAAUGAUAAAAACAAACUUGGAAUGCAUGAUUUGUUGCGAGAUAUGGGAAGACAGAUCAUCCGUGAGAAGUCCCCCAAGGAACUUGGGAAACGUAGUAGAUUGUGGCGCCAUGAGGAUGUCUUGGAUGUAUUGACAAAGCAUACGGGAACAGAAGUAGUUGAAGGCCUCAUUCUAAACUUCUGCAGUCAAAAUGUGGUGCCCUUGAGAACUGAAGCAUUUGCAAAGAUGCAAACACUACGGUUACUCCAACUCAAUUAUGCAAAUUUGAUGGGAAGCUAUGAACAUUUCUCGAAAGAAUUAAGAUGGUUAUGUUGGCACGGAUUCCCAUUGAAGCAAAUACCAACCAAUUUUAGUCUGCAGAAUGUAGUUGAAAUUGACAUGUCUUGCAGUGGCCUGAAACAAGUUUGGAAGGAGACUAAGAUGCUCAAAAAGUUGAAGGUCCUUAAUCUCAGCCAUUCCCAUAACCUAACCAAAACCCCAGACUUCAAAGGACUCCCUAGCAUCGAGAGAUUGUUACUCCUAGAGUGCACAAGUUUGGUAGAAAUUCAUCAAUCAAUAGGAAAUCUUGACAAACUUGUAUACUUGAAUUUGAGAGAUUGCAAAAAUCUUAGGAUUCUUCCAGUAACUAUGUGCGAGUUAAAGUCUCUUGAAAAUCUUGAUCUGUCAGGGUGCUUGAAACUUGAUAAGUUACCAGAAGACAUUGGCAAAAUGGAACAAUUGAGGGUGUUUCUUGCAUAUAACACAGCUAUAAAGCAACUACCCCUUUCCAUCAAUCUUUUGAGGAACUUAAGGGAAUUAUCAUUUAGUCAAAAUGAUCAAACAGUGUCCACUGUAUCUUUCCCUUCGCUCUUCUGGUCCUUGUUUUCACCCAAAAAAAUUCCAGAUUCAAUGAGUUUAUUACCAACUUCUGUAUCUGGUUUGUGCUCCUUAAGAAGACUAUUCCUUCCAAAUUGCAAUUUGAUAGAUGAUUCACUUCCUAAUGACCUGGGGACCUUACCAUCAUUGCAACAGUUGGAUCUAAGAAACAACAAUUUUUGUAGCCUACCGACAAGCAUCAGUCGCCUUUCCAAGCUUGAGAGCCUUCUAUUGGAUGAUUGCACCAAGCUUAGGUCAAUUCCAGAUCUUCCAGCAAGUUUGGCCUUCUUAGUUGCACCAAAUUGCUCAUCUUUGGAGAGGAUAUCAAAUGUAUCAAAUGCGCCCGCAAAUCUAUCCAUGUUUCUUAGUGGGUGCAGCAAACUAGCUGAGAUUACUGGAUUGGACAAGUUGGAAUCCAUAGACAACAUUCACAUGGAAUGGUGUAGCAAUUUGGCAAAUUCUUUUAGAAAUAGCCCCUUCAUCAUGGAACUAUCCAGAUAUUGUAAAAAUGCAUUUUAUCUUCCUGGAAGUGAGAUUCCAAACUGGUACAACUAUCAAACUGUGGGAGCUUCAAUUUCUUUUGAGGUGCCUCGGCUUUCUGAUCAGGUGAUCCAAGGGUUUGCAUUAUGCAUCAUAUACUCUGCAGAAGUAGAUACGAUUAAUAACGAUACUACGACAUUUACUUUUCUUGAUGUUGUGAUUAAUAACAAAACCAAGCGCAUUGAAUGGAUGCGGAAAACAACUUCGAGCAUCCUAAUAACCCGCCAAGAUCACAUGUGGUUGGCCCAUGUACCGCAUUCUGAUAUUGGAUAUGAGCUCCAGGGUGGGGAUCAGGUGGAGGUUUUGUUCACCACUGAUGAUGAUUCAACAAAGGUGAGGAAGUGCGGGAUUCGACUAGUGUAUGAACAACAAGAUUCAAAAGGAUUGAUGAACCAAUAUCGCUUGCCUGCUUCUCAUAGUCAUAGUGUUGCUGUUGAAGUUGAAGAAGAUAAGCAAGGAAAUGGCGAUGAAUCAUCAUCAUCAUCCAGAAAGCAGCUGGUGCGUACUGAAAUCGAGGAAGGCAAUAACAAUGAAGAAGGGGAGCCUGUGGAUGCCUUGUCUGUUGAGGAUUGUGAUAAUUAUCCGAACCCAAAAAGGCUGAGAAUGAGCUUGAUCGACGAGAAUGAGUAAGAUACAGACUACUGUUUGAGUACGUUUCAGAGUGUAACAGACACCUCAAUUGUGCUUCAUCAUCAUGAAAAGUUGUUCCAACAUACAUGGCCAGCUCUGAAGGGUCUGUGUACGAGCUUGUGUGUAUUAAACCUAGGAAUUAUACAGCUACUCCAUUUCGAAGGCAUUCUUGUUAAAUUCGAUUAUGAAUUUUAUCUCUUUUAUUUGAGUUAAGUUGUUAUUCUUGUUGUUAGAUUAAAUUCUGAACUUUUCAAUUUGUUAAAUUAUAAAUUAUAUAUGUUCAUAGAAAUAUGAAAUUAAGUAUAGUCCCAGUUGUUUGUCA